GCUGUGUUCAUGGGACGCUUUAUUCACCGCUCUUAUUUCUUAGAAUAGUGUGCUGUGGUCCAACCAGUUGGGUUGCGUGAGCUUUCUGGAAAAGGGGAGGAAGUUUAAAGGAAGAAGAAGGUGGAGGAAACAAACAAUCCAAUGCUGCAGUUUCAAACUUUCCUCAAAGUGUAAAAGCUACAAGAGAAGAAGAGGAGAGCUGGGCGAGAGGAUGGGACUCUCUGUGCUCUGUGUGCUGGGCCUUUUCUUGAUGAACAUUCUCCUCUACUCUGGACACGCUCAAGAUAUUUGGCUGUCCGUGGAUCCAAACAGGUCCACUUUCUUCACUGGAGAGUAUGUGACCUUCAUAUGUGACAUGAGGAGAGGAGAAGACACUGACUGGUUUUACUCAAUCAGCCUGGAGGGGAAGAGAUCUCCCCCCAACAGCCCCAAGAAGAGACUUAAAUCACAAUCUCUAACUUCACGCCACAGCGGUGGAUAUCAGUGUAUUGCGGCUCACAAGAGCUCACCAGCUGUUAUAAUAGAAAGUAAUACAGUCUCUCUCACUGUAUCAGAGCGACCGAAGGCCCGACUGAGCAAAAACACUCCAGCAGGGGUCAGUAUGACCCUGACCUGCUCUGUGAGCUCAUCUUCACCAUCUUCAUCUGGAUGGAAAUACUUCUGGUACAGAGGCAAGAAAACCUCUGAACCCCUGAUCACACGAGAAGAUGUUCUCCUCCCCAAAGGAGGAGGAGGAGGAGAAUUCUAUUGGUGCAGAGGAGGAAGUGGAGACCCAGUCUACUACACAGAAUACAGCAAUACAGUUGCCACACACACAGCUGUUGUGACUCUGCAGCCCGGCUGGCCUGAGAUUUACUCCGGAGAGGCGAUCACUCUCACGUGUGCCGUGAGGGAUGCAGGGGACGCUGAGUGGGAUUACCGAUGGGAAACAAUCAGCUCUCACGGCCCUCAUAAACAAAGAGGCGCCGUGAUCACGCCGUCACACGGCGGAGACUUCUGGUGUCGGGGCUGGCUGAGAUAUGAAAUGUCUUCCUCAAAAUGGAGCGAUGCUUUCACACUAAAGGUUUCUCCCGGUGAACCCAAGCCGGUCCUCACGGCGGCUCCAUCGUGGCCGAGUCCCGGAGGCUCGGUGACUCUGACCUGCAGCGUUGACCCUCCGUCUGCAGGAUGGAGGUUCUUCUGGUACCGGGUUGUUCCCUCACUGCCAGCCUCCUACAGCCGGGAGCUGCUACCGGGCAGCACCAACGGUACCGAGCGGAACUCCUACACCGCUCACGGGCACGCGCGCACAGCGGGAUACGCGUGCCGAGCCGCGCGAGGAGACCCGGUGUUCCUCUCCUCGUACAGUGAGCCUCAGUUCGUCUGGUCUGCAGAUUUCCAUCCAGCAGCGUCUCUCACAGUGAGUCCUCCCAGAAUGCAGUUCUUCAGCAAAGAGUCACUGUCACUGAGCUGUGAGGGAAACUCUACUGAGUGGAGAGUGAACAGGUUUAUUAAACAUGACCAGCUGACCACAGAUUGUUCUGUCUGGGGAACCAUGACUGGACCCACAUGCAGCAUCAGCGCUAAUGGGAUGACUGGAGUGUACUGGUGUGAGUCUGAAACGGGGCAGUUCAGCAACGCAGCCAACAUCACGAUACAGAGUGGUGAUGUCAUCCUGGUGGGCUCUGUCCACCCGGUGACUGAGGGACAGUCGGUCACUCUGGGCUGCAGGUUGAAGACAGAAGAGCUUCUUCAUCACGUGGAUUUCUAUAAAAACGGCAAACUCAUCCCAGAUCAUAGCAGCGGGGAGCUGUUCAUCUCUGAAGCUACGAAGUCAGAUGAAGGUUUCUAUAAAUGUGAAGCAAGAGAUUCAACUCGAGGUUUGAGGAGCUCGUCACCUCAGAGCUGGAUGUCAGUCAAAUCCCCCAGCUCUCCGUUCCCCGUGCUGAUGAUUGUUGGUCUGGUUUCUGGAGUUUCUCUGAUUAUUCUCCUGCUGCUGUUUCUGUAUUUCUGCUACAGAAGGUCAAAAGAUUCUCGCCUCGUGAGGUCUGAGAGCACCAAUCAGAGCGCAGCUACAGACCACAUGACCAACCAGGUUGCAACUCAAGAAGGACAAUAUGCCUCUCUUCUCCGUGGUGAUUCUUGUCUGUAUGAAACAAUCCAAGCCUCUGAACAACCUGAGCAUGGAAGGAAUAAUGAACCAGAGAAGAGCGUUUACUCCAAUGUGACGAUGGGACCAGCUGCAGUCUGUGUGGACAUGAGGAUGGGACUCACUGUCGUCUGUGUGCCGGGGCUUUUCUUGGUGAAUAUUCUCCUCUACUGUGGACACGCUCAAGAUAUCUGGCUGUCCGUGGACCCAGACAGGUCAGCUUUCUUCACUGGAGAGUCUGUGACCUUCACAUGUGGCGUGAGAGCAGAAGAGACGGACUGGUAUUACUUAUUCAGGAGGGAUGGUUAUUCUUUGAACAACAACAUCCAACAAAAGACGAUGACACGAUCUGUAACUCCAGCCCUCAGUGGUGAAUAUCAGUGUGUUGCAAGUCACAAGCGUCAACAAGCUGUUUUAGAAAGUAAUAACGUCUCUAUAACUGUUUCAGGUAAACCCAAGCCGGUCCUCACGGCGGCUCCAUCGUGGCCGAGUCCCGGAGGCUCGGUGACUCUGACCUGCAGCGUUGACCCUCCGUCUGCAGGAUGGAGGUUCUUCUGGUUCCGGGUUGUUCCCUUACUGCCAGCCUCCUACAGACUGAAGCUGCUACCGGGCAGCACCAACGGGACCGAGCGGGACUCCUACACCGCUCACGGGCACGCGCGCACAGCGGGAUACGCGUGCCGAGCCGCGCGAGGAGACCCGGUGUUCCGCUCCUCGUACAGUGAGCCUCAGUUCGUCUGGUCUGCAGAUUUCCAUCCAGCACCGUCUCUCACAGUGAGUCCUCCCAGAAUGCAGUUCUUCAGUGAUGAGCCACUGUCACUGAGCUGUGAGGGAAACUCUACUGAGUGGAGAGUGAGCAGGUUUAUUAAAUAUAACCAGGAUACCAUCUACUUAUACUGUUCUUUCUGGGGAACCAUGACUGGACCCACAUGCAGCAUCAGCGCUAAUGGGAUGACUGGAGUGUACUGGUGUGAGUCUGAAACGGGGCAGUUCAGCAACGCAGCCAACAUCACGAUACAGAGCGGUGAUGUCAUCCUGGUGAGCUCUGUCCACCCGGUGACUGAGGGACAGUCGGUCACUCUGGGCUGCAGGUUGAAGACAGAAGAGCUUCUUCAUCACGUGGAUUUCUAUAAAAACGGCAAACUCAUCCCAGAUCAUAGCAGCGGGGAGCUGUUCAUCUCUGAAGCUACGAAGUCAGAUGAAGGUUUCUACAAAUGUGAAGCAAGAGAUUCAACUCGAGGUUUGAGAAGCUCGUCACCUCAGAGCUGGAUGUCAGUCAAAUCUGCAGCCCCCAGCUCUCCGUUCCCCGUGCUGAUGAUUGUUGGUCUGGUUUCUGGAGUUUCUCUGAUUAUUCUCCUGCUGCUGUUUCUGUAUUUCUGCUACAGAAGGUCAAAAGAUUCUCGCCUCGUGAGGUCUGAGAGCACCAAUCAGAGCGCAGCUACAGACCACGUGACCAACCAGGUUGCAAAUCAAGAAGGACAAUAUGCCUCUCUUCUCCGUGGUGAUUCUUGUCUGUAUGAAACAAUCCAAGCCUCUGAACAACCUGAGCAUGGAAGGAAUAAUGAACCAGAGAAGAGCGUUUACUCCAAUGUGACGAUGGGACCAGCUGCAGGUCCAAGUACAACAGACUUUGGGUUUAUUUUAUUAUUAAUACCACCAGGAGAUUCACCAAUGGUCAAAUACAACAAUGAGAGUAAAUAACUGUCAAUAAUAGCUUGUAUAUAUUUGUUUUU
Molecule: messenger RNA, 3861 nt
Organism: Pseudoliparis swirei
Lineage: Eukaryota; Metazoa; Chordata; Actinopteri; Perciformes; Liparidae
Product: Fc receptor-like protein 5
Exons: 25
Coding region: 212-3829 (1205 amino acids)
Biological process (GO): cell surface receptor signaling pathway
Molecular function (GO): transmembrane signaling receptor activity
Source: RefSeq, a predicted model, not a curated record